Messenger RNA from Atta colombica, 1414 nucleotides. It is a transcript of the gene Fkbp14, whose product is annotated as FK506-binding protein 2. Lineage: Eukaryota; Metazoa; Arthropoda; Insecta; Hymenoptera; Formicidae. The transcript has 4 exons. Bases 18 to 725 code for a protein of 235 amino acids. The record is from RefSeq and is a predicted model, not a curated record. Gene Ontology annotation, molecular function: calcium ion binding; peptidyl-prolyl cis-trans isomerase activity.
UCCGUCGACUGACGAACAUGGUCUCUUAUACAUCGAACAGCGUGAGUGCCGUGCUUGCGAUGUGCCGUUACACUCUCUUCUUCGUAGUAACAAUUGUGGCUCUCAGCAAAGCCGACAAUGCUGAAAGCGGUCUAAAGAUGGAGAAGAUGUAUAUGCCCGAAGUAUGCGACGUUAGGUCAAAGAAGGGCGACCAGCUGACCAUGCACUACACCGGGACGCUCCAGGACGGCAGCAAGUUCGACUCAAGUUUGGAUAGAGAUCAACCAUUUACUUUCCAGCUUGGUGUUGGACAAGUCAUUAAAGGUUGGGAUCAAGGUCUUCUGGAUAUGUGCGUAGGCGAGAAAAGGAGAUUGACGAUACCACCUGAGCUGGGAUACGGCGAAAAGGGAGCUGGAAAUGUUAUUCCUGGUGGUGCUACUCUUACGUUUGAAGUUGAACUUAUGAAUAUUAGCGAUUCACCCCCAACCGCUAACGUCUUUAAGGAAAUCGAUGCUGACAAAGACAACCAACUGUCUCGCGAGGAGGUGAGAGCAAUGGUGAGUGAUUAUCUCCGAAAGCAGGUGAUAGAAGCCGAGCAAGCGGGCGCUAGUGAAAAUGAAGACGUAAAGAAAAUGCUGGCUGAUCAUGAUAAGCUCGUCGAGGAGAUUUUCCAGCAUGAGGAUAAAGAUAAGAACGGCUUCAUCUCCCACGAUGAGUUCAGUGGGCCGAAGCAUGAUGAGCUCUGAAGUCUUCGUCCUUCAUCAUCGCGUCUCCAAGCGCCCGUUGUUGAUGUCGUCUCAAUCGUCGACGAUAUCGACGCGCCCCGCGCCAUCACGUGUUCACCUCUGUAUAAAAUCACCUCUUCGAGUCCUCUUUCGGGUAUUCCCGAAGGAUCCAAUGAUCGAUUAUGCCGAGUGUACGCGUACUCGAACUUGCAAGACCAAGCAAAUUUACCAGCAAACUUUUCUGAUAUAGCACCACUGGUAUCAGCAUCAGAGGGAUACAAUCUUUGGGAAUCUCCGGCUCGUCGAGUCGUAUUCGUGUUCUUGAUUCCAGGAAAUUUACAAGAGUAGGUGGACAUUUUGAUUAACAACGAAGAGCAUAAAGUGAAAUUGUUUUUUGAAAAAUUCGGAAAAAAUGGAAUCUGGAAGUUUUGAAAACUAUUUGAUAAUCCCAAAUAGUUUAAAGAUUUCUUUAUUUUUUAAUUGUUCUAAAGGUGCGAUUUCAUUCAUUUGAAAAAUCACGAUUACACCCCGCGAACCAUCUUAUACGCACAAGAUUAAUCGAGAAUCUGUAGAGGAAAUAUUGAUCAAUUUCCGAUAUAAUUUUCAUCUGAACCUUUCUUAUAUUAGCACAUCUUUCUAGAAAGAUUUGCAAUUUUUAUCGCUCAAUAUUAUUUAUUUUAUUUAUCUUUUAUUUAUCAAUCUCAUUUUAA